CGAGGGCGCGGGAGGCAAGUCAGUUGAGAGAGCCGAGCCGCAGCUGCCAGACCUGCAUCCGGUAGUGUGCACACACGCGGACGGACUGUAAACAGGGUUUUCUAGACUGUGUGUCUGCAGGCCCUGACCACCUUUUGUCUCCUCACUCCAGACCCAAAGCCUUCCACGACCAGUGAUUACGUAACAAAAGUUCUGUGAUAUUCUAACUGUGAUUGUCGUCAUGGCGCCAGUGCCAGAGGAGUGCCUCGCGAUGGUGCCACCCCAAGAGCAAGCCCCGCAGACGUCGCCGCUGGAGCUGACGGCGCUGCCCGAGGCGAGCGAGGUCGCCGAGCCCCUGGAGGCGCCGGCCGAGCUGCCUCCGUCGGGUCGCGUCCGCCUCCCGGCGCAGGUGAGCCUCCCGCCGGAGCUGGCCGCCAAGCUGGAGCGCCAGGACUCGUGCGAGAGCGUGGGCAGUCUGGAGGAAGAGGGCAUCCAGGCCGACGAAGCCAACCUGGAGGGCCCCGACGCGUCGGAGCUGGAGCCGCGGUCGGAGCGGUCGGCCAGCGUGGUGUCGGACGGCAGCGAGGAGGGCGGACGCGACUCGGGCAUCGAGGCGGAGCGCGAGCCCGACAUGGUAGUGCCCGACGACGACCUGAUGGCGCGCAUCGUGGCGCAGGUCGAGUUCUACUUCAGCGACGCCAGCGUGUCCAAGGACAAGUUCCUGCUCAAGCACAUCCGCCGCAACAAGGAGGGCUACGUGUCCCUCAAGCUGGUGUCGUCCUUCAAGAAGGUGAAGCAGCUGACCAAGGACUGGCGCGUGGUCGCCCACUCCCUCGCCAAGCUCUCCGCCAAGAUCCAGAUCAACGACGCCGGCUCCAAGAUCCGCCGCACGGAGCCGCUGCCCGACUUCGAGGAGGUGCCGGCCACGUGCGCCGUGCUGGCCCUCGGCCUGCCGCUCGACAAGCCCAGCAUCCAGUCCGUGUCCGAGCUCUUCGGCGCCUGCGGGGACAUCGCCUUCAUCCGCGUGCUGCGCGCCGGCACCGCCGUGCCGCAGGACCUGAAGGCGCUGUCGGCGAAGCACCCGCAGCUGGGCGAGGCCAACUGCGCGUGGGUGGAGUUCGAGGCGCCCGAGGCCGCCAAGGCCGCCCUCGAGCUCAGCAACGAGGACGGCAUGAGGGUGGUGCCCAUCCUGCCCGAGGCCAAGAAGAAGGAGGAGAAGCAGGCGGCACCGCAGAAGGGCUCGCAGCCCAACAGCCGCAAGAACAGCACGGCCGGCAGCCAGCAGUCCAAGGGGCCCGCCAGCCGCAAGAACAGCAUCGUGCAGGCCAAGGGCCGCAAGAACAGCACCAGCGGCAGCGGUUCGGACGCAGAGACGGUACAGUACAUGCGGCAGCCACGCCGCAAGUGCGUGUCUCUGCCGCAGACGCAGAGUCCCAACCUGCGCGAGCUGUCGGCAGUGGUGGAGGCGCGCAGGAAUCGCCCGAAGAGCAAGUCCUGCACGGAGUUCCCGACGGGGUCGCCGCCCAUGUCGUGGGUCCAGCGCCACCUCCUCGCCGCCGCCGCCGCCUCCGCCGCCUCCCGCCGCCCGUCGGCAGCGCUCGCCCCGACCUUCGUUCGGCCCGAGCGCGUGUCCCAAGGCUCGCUGCCCCUUCCCGAGACCGUGAUCCGCUUCCCGAAGGGCCCCGACGGCUCCCGGGGCUUCGCCCGCCGCCGCACCAGCAUCGUGGAGGAAAGCAGCUAAUCUCCGAGCUCUCAGCCGGGCAUUGUCUUGUGAUGGGGGCCGCGCCCCCCCCCCUCCCCUCGGCCGGGCGCCAAGCCGGCCGAGGGGCUCAUUCUCUCCAGCGCAUGUCCGCGCACUCGCGCAUAUCAGCGGGCAUGUGCACACUAGCCUUACGUCGUGUGCACGCGAUCAACCUAGGGCAUAUAAUGUGUAAUCUUCCCCAAUUACGUGCCUUUAGACUCUCAUCUGUGCACCUUGUAUACGCUCGCUUCUCCUCGUCCUCCUCGGACGCGGGUCUUUUGAUGUCAAACGAUUCCUGUAUUUUUUCACUCCCGAAUGAGACCCUCCCUGAGGGUGUGUGCACGAAGGCUUACUUCUUCCUUGUACAUACUGUACAGCCCGGUGUUGGGACCUGGUUACGGUGAUUCACUCUUCACUUUCUCUCUAUGACAAGUUUUUUAACUUAUUUUUUUCACAUCGAGAUUAGUUUUGUAUAUAAGCAUUAUUUAUACGAAUGUAUGUACAUAUUGUCCUAUCAUUAUUUAUUUAUACAAGUUAUUCUUAAGGCGACAAAAUAGAAUCAUUUUUGUAGAAAUUA
Molecule: messenger RNA, 2297 nt
Organism: Penaeus vannamei (Pacific white shrimp)
Lineage: Eukaryota; Metazoa; Arthropoda; Malacostraca; Decapoda; Penaeidae
Source: RefSeq, a predicted model, not a curated record